Prosopis cineraria is the source of this 2985-nucleotide messenger RNA. Its product is annotated as pentatricopeptide repeat-containing protein At5g03800. Gene Ontology annotation, molecular function: zinc ion binding; RNA binding; protein binding. Lineage: Eukaryota; Viridiplantae; Streptophyta; Magnoliopsida; Fabales; Fabaceae. The record is from RefSeq and is a predicted model, not a curated record. Gene Ontology annotation, biological process: RNA modification. The transcript has a single exon. The coding region runs from base 92 to 2845 and encodes 917 amino acids.
GAACUCGCGGGUAGCAGAGGGCAUCCGGUCGACUACAGCUGCAAGCUUCGACACCAAAGAAGACUAUGGUUGGCACAAAGAAAUCGGACACAUGGCCACCGUUCUAGACUCCAAUUGCUUCACUCAUUGUACUCAAUCUUCUCCCUGUCGGUUCAUUCGCUCCCCUUCACUCUCUCAUAACUUCUUCAACUGCACCUUGAAGUUGAAGCCACCACCACGACCACUCACUUCUCGCCUGCACUCUCCAGCUACGACCUUGCUGACACCUCUAUUCAAAAACUCAAAAUUUCGACAUGCCCUUCACUCCUCAGCCUCACCAAUCUACUUCCUUCAAACCCCACAAACUUCUGUUUCGGAUUCAAAUCCCCCCCUCUUCUCAGAGGCUUCUGGCGACGGGGAUUCUAUCGUUGAUGGGCUUUUCAAGUUGCUUCGCAUAUCGGCUCGAUACGGCGACGCUGAGCUUGCUAGGGCUGCUCAUGCUUCUGUUGUCAAGCUCGAGGAAGAUACAUAUCUGGGCAAUGCCCUCAUUGUUGCUUAUUUGAAGCUGGGCCUCUUUUCUGAUGCUUACAAUGUAUUCUUUGGCCUUUCUUCCCCAGAUGUGGUGUCUUACACCGCGUUGAUUUCAGGGUUUUCCAAGUCGAAUCGAGAAGAAGCAGCAUUUGAGCUUUUCCUUCGCAUGAGAGAUUCGGGUAUAGAGCCCAACGAAUACAGUUUUGUUGCAAUUUUAACUGCUUGCAUUCGAAUUAUGCAUGUACAUUUAGGGCUACAGAUACAUAAUAUAGCAAUCAAAAUGGGGUUUCUGGAUUGUGUUUUCGUUGCAAACGCACUUAUGGGGUUGUAUAGCAAGUGUGGGUAUUACGAUGUUGUCCUCAAAUUGUUUGGUGAAAUGCGUGAGAGGGAUAUUGCAUCUUGGAACACUGUUAUAUCUGGUGCUGUCAAGGAGUCGAGGCACGACACGCCAUUACAGUUAUUCCGUGACAUGCAGCAAAAUGAUGGUUUAAAAAUAGAUUACUUCACUCUAUCAACACUCUUGAUUGCUUGUGUCGAGAGUGUUGCGGUGAUGGAGGGCCAACAAGUCCAUGCACACGCUAUUAAGUCUGGAUUGGAAUCAAAUCUGAGUGUUGGUAAUACUCUUAUUAGAUUCUAUACAAAGUGUGGAACUCUUGAUGAUGUGGUAUCAGUGUUUGACAGGAUGACUGUGAGAGAUGUUAUUACUUGGACAGAGAUUGUAACAGCUUACAUGGAAUUUGGGUUAGUGAAUUCAGCUUUGAGAAUAUUUGAUGAGAUGCCAGAAAAAAAUCCGGUCUCUUAUAAUGCUCUUUUGUCGGGAUUUUGUCAAAAUGGUGAAGGUCUGAAGGCAUUGCACUUAUUUCUCAAAAUGGUAGAAGAUAAUUUAGAGUUAACAGAUUUCUCUUUGACUAGUAUUAUUAGUGCCUGCAGCUUGCUUGCAGAUUAUAGGGUCAGCAAGCAGAUCCAUGGAUUUGUUCUUAAGUUUGGUUUUGGACCAAAUGUUUUUAUUGAAACAGCAUUGCUUGACAUGUAUACAAGAUGUGGGAGGAUGGAAGAGGCCAAAAAUAUGUUCUGUCGAUUGUGGUUAAAGGAAGGAAACACUGUAGCUUGGACAUCCAUGAUAUGUGGCUAUGCUCGAAAUGGACAACCAGAUGAAGCAAUCUCUCUUAUCCAGCUUGGUCAAUUAGAAGGGAAAACAAUUAUGGAUGAAUUUGCCCUGUCUGCUAUGCUUGGUCUUUGUGGAGUUAUUGGCUGUCAUGAAUUGGGGAAGCAAAUUCAUUGCCAUGUUAUCAAAUUAGGUUUUGAAUUUGAUGUAGGUGUCGGAAAUGCAAUUAUUAGCAUGUAUUUCAAAUGCUGGAAUGUGGAUGAUGCAAUAAAGAUGUUUUAUAAUAUGCCCAAAACUGACAUUGUUUCAUGGAAUGCUUUAAUUACCGGUCAUAUUUUGCACAGGUUGGGUGAUAGAGCAUUAGAAAUUUGGUCAAAUAUGCAGAAGGAAUGCAUAAAGCCAGAUGAAGUUACAUUUGUUUUAGUCAUUUCAGCAUACACGCUAAGUAACUUGAAUUUAGUUGAUGAUUGUCGUGGUUUGUUUCAUUCAAUGAGAACUAUUUAUGGCAUUGAGCCCACUUCUGAGCAUUAUGCGUCCUUCAUUAGCGUUUUGGGUUACUGGGGACGUCUGGAAGAAGCAGAGGAAACUAUCAACAAGAUGCCUUUUGAGCCUGCUGCUUCUGUUUGGCGUACAUUGCUUGAUAGUUGCAGACUACAUAAGAACACAAUUAUUGGAAAACAGGUCGUGAAGAAAAUUCUAGCUCUGGAACCAAAAGAUCCUUCAACCAAUAUACUUGUUGCAAAUCUUUAUUCUGCUUCUGGGAGGUGGCACUGCUCUGAAGUGAUCAGGGAGAAUAUGAGACAGAGUGGAUUUCGCAAGCACCCAGCUCAAAGCUGGAUCAUUUCUCAUAAGAAGAUGCAUUCAUUCUAUGCAAGAGAUAGGUCCCACCCCCAAGCUAAAGACAUCUAUCGUGGAUUGGAGAUUCUAAUAUUGGAGUGCAUGAAAGUUGGAUAUGUACCUGACACUAGCUUUGUUCUCCAUGAAGUAGAGGAGUAUCAAAAAAAGGAUUUUUUAUUCCAUCACAGUGCAAAAUUGGCGGCAACUUAUGGACUUCUGACAAGAAAGCAUGGAAAGCCCAUUCGGAUUGUCAAGAACAUUCUUCUGUGUGGGGAUUGCCACACGUUCUUGAAAUAUGUAUCUAUUGUCACUAGGAGGGAUAUAUUUCUGAGAGAUUCUUCCGGAUUUCAUUAUUUCUCUGGUGGCCUAUGUUCAUGUAAAGAUUAUUGGUAAAAUGCUGGCUGAAUCUAAUUCGUCAGCUUCAUAAUUGUUGUAAGUUAUAACAAUAAAUAAGUGUUUAUUCUUUAUUUGUUAAAAGAAGCUUCAAUGUAAGUUACCACAAAGCAACUAUGAUAGGUAAACUUACGCUUUCA